AUGCUCGGGGUGACGGACUACCUCACCCACUUCGCUGAAACGAAAGCUCUGCCAAGAGGCAGUGCAGUCGAAGUAGCGAAAUUCUUCGUCGAGAACAUCCUGUUGCGACCCGGUGCCCCGAAAGUCCCCAUCACCGACAAAGGAAUGGCCAUUACAGUGGAGCUCACCCAAGCUAUUCUGCAAUACAGCCACACAAGCCACAGGUGGACAACUGCCUACCACCCGCAGACGAAUAAGACCCCCACCGACAUGCUAGCAAUGUACGCCGACGUCGAACACAAGACGUGGGCUGCUAUCCUGGCGUAUGCAAUCUUCGCUUACCACACGGGUGUGCAAGAAACAACCCAGAUCACGCCAUUCAAACUGGCUUACGGCAGGAACCCGAUGUUGACGCUCGACGCCAUGCUGCCACACGUCCCAGACGAAGAUAAUCUUUACAUCGCCACCUAUCUCCUGCGUGCCGAAGAAGCCAGAUAG
Molecule: messenger RNA, 477 nt
Organism: Dermacentor albipictus
Lineage: Eukaryota; Metazoa; Arthropoda; Arachnida; Ixodida; Ixodidae
Source: RefSeq, a predicted model, not a curated record